Molecule: messenger RNA, 2454 nt
Organism: Zophobas morio
Lineage: Eukaryota; Metazoa; Arthropoda; Insecta; Coleoptera; Tenebrionidae
Exons: 10
Coding region: 59-454 (131 amino acids)
Source: RefSeq, a predicted model, not a curated record
GACAUAGCUUUACAGGCUUUUGAAAAGGCGUGUCGUGAGCCCCAUUUCAGCUCCAUGUAUGCCCGGAUUGUGCGUGAUCUUCUCCAAACUACCUCCUUUAUACCGAUGUGCUGUUAGCUGUCGGGAGGAAGUACGAGUUCGCUCUAGUGCUGUUGGAAAGAGCAAUUUUGAAAAAUCAUUCUUCCCUAAAGAUGUUCUUCUCGGCACUAUCAAGUUUAUUGGAAAGCUUGGAGCACUUAGUCUUGUACUUCCUGACCUUCUGGAUUGGAUUCUACAAGAGCUACUUGGGGAGGGAGAAGACUUGAAUUGUCUUUGCCUGCUGCUUCAGACGGCGGGUUGGCUGCUGGUUAAAGAGCGCCCUUUACUUGUGGAAGGCCUCGUGGAUCGUCUGCAGAGGUUUUUGGCGGCCAGCAAGCCAUCCAGUCCCCACGCUGCCUACUGGAGCAUGUUUUAAAACUCAUUACACGAAAUUGAACUUCAGAUGAUGUAUAUUACUUACGUGACUUAUGAAUGUCUUACACUUCGACUUUAAACAAGAAGAUCUUAAUGGAUGAACGAACCUUCCUUCCCUGCCCUCCUCUAUUCCAGGCUCUUUGCAUAAAGCUCGCCAAGCCCAGCAACUUUCAAGGCCGUCCCUUCACUUCUCUGAUUUUACUCGCUCGCCUCGCAAAUCUCGUGCUCUGCCAUCCCCCUUUUUGUUCCACAGCAAGCACAGGGCUUGCUUUGCAGACCGCCUUGAGUGCGACCCUCUACCCGCCCUUCCUCCUUUGAUGUCCAACCGCAUCCCUAUACUGUAAUGCCUUCUUGCUACGCCGCUUCAGACGUCGGGGUUCUAAUAACUUCACUACCAUUCGUCUGCUUUAGUCUUUUCUUUUGCACAUCGCUUUUUAGGAAGAUCCGGAGCUCAACCGUCUUAAAGAUUGGAGAAAAGGACAGCAACCGCAACCAGCAACUUUGAGGUCCCAAAUUGCUCUCAUCGCAAGCGGGCCGCCUAUCAUAUCUAGAGAGUUUGAAAAAAAAAUGCCUUUAGAGGCAUGAAUGCAGAAAGUGACCACAAAGUCGAAACGGAAGUCGACUUACUCGCGUCUUCUCUGGAGAGGAACCACUUUCAAGUGACGAUGUAGUAGAUGACUUUCUGACUUGUGAUGCAAUUUUUAAACUGGCCCCAGCCGAUUUACCGCCUCAAAGGAUCGCCAGUUGUUUGUGGAAACGGUUAUCACGCGAUAUUUAGACUACAGUGAAGAGAGCGUAUAGAAACUUGACCAUCUUAUUGUGGCACUCUAUAAGCGGAAGGUUCUUACACGUAUUGAAAUAACUGACGGCAUUAAAAGUUUGUUCAGCGACCUCCCAGCCGCCACGGCGCGCUUCCCACUGAUUCAGGCUUUCUUCUCCACUUUGCUUGUCUUGUGGAUCUUCAAGAAAGUUAUACUAAUUGGAGAUGUCUAUGAACUCUGUAAAGUCCACCAGGCAGUUCCAUUUUACUCGUCUACGCUCAAAGAAUUGCUUACUUUAGCUGGCGUUGUAGUGACGCAGAAUCUCACAGGAAAGGCGAAAGCUGAACUAUCAGCGGCCUUUUCGUCGGAGAAGAAGUCCGAUCUGCUAGACACGAUACUUACAUACGGGAGUUUAUUUUUCUUUCCUCCGUGUUGUGUGUUAAGGCGUUAGCGGAGUGUAAUUCCACCCCCCCUCCCGUUCCCCAGGAGCUGGCCUCGCUGUACCCGCUUGUAGUAUUCGAGAUUGCGCACACGUUAGAAAGUACAGAAGAUAUGGGUAACCUGGAGGGCUUCCUAAAGGAUACCAACUUGGGGUCACCCGACUUUGCUUACAGCCUUACUAAAGUACUUUUGGAGUUUCUUUGUGCCAGGUCGGCUUAUUAGCCAACUUAGUGAGAGUCAAGCAGUUGAACUACAUUGGUUUCGAAAUUAUUUACCGCUGUUAAAAGGCGUUAUCAGAGGCCAACGGGAAACGAGCCGCCACUCUGUACUCUCUUCAAGUCUUUUGUCAUGAACACGGCUUUCCUUUGGAUUUUAUGCAGAGGGGUUUUAUGUAUUUGUAGAAGUUCGGCAUAUGCCCAGCAGAAGCAUUCCCGCAGUGAAAGACGAAGUAAACGACCGGUACAAAGUGAAAGGACGAGCACUGUUCGAAGUGAAUAAUUGGUUGGACCGGGUGGGGGAGGAUGUCGAAGACGACGACGACGAAGGCGAAGGCGAUAGAUAGCGAUCAGGAAAAUGUUAUGAGGAGGCUUCAAAAUGCUUAAGUGGCAUCACAUUCCGUUGUUGGUUGUAUAUCCACAGGUUUACAUAUCUUAUGGGGAACAGGAAAGCUAAUCUUAGGUCAUACGAGGUCGAGACCCCGCUGCUUUCUUACCCUUCCUGUUUGCAGCUUUCACAAGUUGUUAACUGAAAAGUUAAGCAAGUUUACUAAGUAAACCUAGAAGCGAGUAGCUCCGUGAUU